Colletotrichum siamense is the source of this 1293-nucleotide messenger RNA. RefSeq lists its product as uncharacterized. The transcript has 2 exons. Bases 1 to 1293 code for a protein of 430 amino acids. NCBI's taxonomy places the organism in Eukaryota, Fungi, Ascomycota, Sordariomycetes, Glomerellales, Glomerellaceae. The record is from RefSeq and is a predicted model, not a curated record.
AUGACCGGCCACAAGAGGGAGCACGACGCGUGCAGUGGAGUUGAACUCGUUCUCACGGCGUUAUUGAGUCAGAUCUACGCAGCUCUGUCCAGAAACCGGACGUUGAGAAUGACCAGCCAGACUUUCUACGGCCUCAGCAUGCAUUGGGCGCAGUACUGUGGAAUGUAUGACCUCGUGCCUUACCGACAGACCUUGCCACAGGUUCAUGACUCCAUCGAGACGAAGAUGCACGCUUGGAGGUCAUGGGCGGCGAGAGAGACGCAAUUAAGAACGCUGCUAGGCCUGUGCAUCAUUGACGGCGUGGUCUCGCAAUUCAGUGGAAACCUUGUUAACACCUGGUCGGCGACAAACUCGCUGCCACUAUCUGCCGAUGAAGACGCUUUUGCUGCUGAGACAGUAGAUGAGUGGAUUGAGGUAAUGGUGUCUCGCGGUCACAACACGGGUAGUGGGCCAGAUCGCUUCUCUGACCUCUAUCACUCACUCGUUCCUGAUGGAACACACAUCGGCCCAGUAUACUGCUUGCCGGGACUACUCAACAUUAGGAUUCUCCUCGAAAUAUUGGCUUCACUUACAAAUGACUUCGAAAGAUUGAACAAGGGCUCGCAGGCACAGGUUGCUCAGAAGCUUGGAGCCGUGAAAGCAUUGGUAACUCUGCGAACCCAUCUUGCCCAGAGCACGACAUUGUCGGCAUCAGACAAGACUAUUGGCUUACUGCGAUGGCACGCGGUCUGCCUCGACCUAGUUGUCAGUACUGCUCGUGGAGCAAGAAGAAUGUGUUACCACUACAACAUCACGCAGCACAUCUUUGGAGGGAAGAAGCGCGAAGAGCCGAGCAGGAUAGACCCUAUUGCCUGGACGCAGGGUCUUCGGGCAAGGAAGUGUUUGCUUCAUGCCAUGGAGAUCCACAAGAUCGCGUCUGAGAUUCCUCUUGGGAUUAUUCACGACACAUGUCUACCGGGGGCAUUGUUUGCGGCGGCCACGACGUUCAGCUCAUUCGCCCUUCCUGGGCUGUCAAAGGUCCUAGUUCCUCCCUCCGUGGACUGGAGCAUGGUUAUUCUACAAGGCCUAGAUGACACGGGACAAAAUACGACGUCUGCGACGGCUGAUGUAUCGAAAGACACGCUGGCGUUUCUCACGAACAACGUCAAUCCUCAAUCCCCAGGAUGGAUUGCUCGAAAUUUGGUAUAUGAGCUCAGCGCGAUUCGGAUUUUGCUGCACAGUCUUUCUCAACAUUGGGGCGUCACGCGAGAGAUGGAAGAGGUGGUUGGAGCAUGGGAAGCCCGGUGUAGUUGA